Messenger RNA from Phytophthora sojae, 477 nucleotides. RefSeq lists its product as hypothetical. The transcript has a single exon. The record is from RefSeq and is a predicted model, not a curated record. The coding region runs from base 1 to 477 and encodes 158 amino acids. NCBI's taxonomy places the organism in Eukaryota, Oomycota, Peronosporomycetes, Peronosporales, Peronosporaceae. Gene Ontology annotation, molecular function: zinc ion binding; nucleic acid binding.
AUGAUCUCCCAGCUCCAGCCGCAAUUGAAUGCAUCAGUGACUACACAAGCGGCGAGUGCGCAGUCGCCAUCAUCGCAAUAUCAAGUGGCACAACGGUCUUCGGCGGGGCCGAGCACCGCCGCGGUUGGGCAUGAUCAGAGGCAGCAACAGAACCGGUUUUUUCGCAACAACGAACGGCGAGCUACAGCUUACCAAGCUGCAUCGUCACGAAUAAGCGGGCCACAACAUCCGCUGAGAACAAGAGAGGAGCGGCUCGCUAACCAGCGUCUGUACGAGGAACGUCGACGCCAAUGGCAAGCAGGUGCUGCAGGCGAUAAGUCAAAGCGCUGUUACUAUUGCGGUUUCGAAGGUCAUUUAUCGUUUGAGUGCCCGCUUAAGAAGGAGGAUCAGUCAGCGGCGUCGCAGUUACCAGCACCAGCGCCUCCAGCCCGUGCAACACCAGGUCAACAGCCUUCGGGAAACGAGGAAGGAGCGUAG